CGUCAGUUUACACACCUAACCUUUUACGAAGCAAAAGCGCGCCACCUGUGAAUUUCACCGCGUCAGUGUAAUGUGAAGCUUCGACUCCCGUCCCCUGAGCGUGAAAUGCUCUGGGAUCAGCCACAAGGAUGAUGUUUCCCCUGACCUGUGCUGUGCAAAAUUAUGCGUGGGGGAAGAGUGGGUUGGACAGCGAGGUGGCCAAACUGGUGAUUGGUGGGGACCCACUAGCUGUCGUUGAGGAUGGCAAGCCCUAUGCAGAGUUGUGGAUGGGUGCCCAUCCAAAAGGUGAUGCCCAGAUUAAAGACAACAGGAUCGCACAGACCACGCUGGGCCAGUGGAUCGCCCACUUCCCGGCCUGCCUGGGCUCCAAGGUUAAAGACACAUUCCAGGGUCAGCUGCCCUUCCUCUUCAAAGUCCUCUCUGUCAAUACAGCUUUGUCCAUACAGGCCCAUCCCAACAGGGAGUUAGCCGCUCGUCUCCAUGCUCAGUUUCCCGAGCACUAUCCAGACAACAACCACAAGCCAGAGAUGGCCAUCGCUCUCACCCGCUUCCAGGGCCUCUGUGGCUUCAGACCAGUGGAGGAGAUCCUCGGAUACCUUAAAUGUGUCCCAGAGUUCCAUGCUCUGGUGGGGUACGAGGCGGCGGAUGACUUGCGAAGCAGCAUUGGAGAUGCAGUUCAUACGAGUCAGGCAAUGAAGAAGUGCUUCACCAGGAUGAUGAACUGUGAGAAGAAGGUGUUCGUAGACCAGCUUAACAUGCUGGUGAAGAGAGUCACUGAAGAGGGUGCAGCAGGGAAGGACACGUCAAGCAGCAACGGUGACCUGUUGCUCCGUCUCCACUCCCAGUAUCCUGGAGACAUCGGCUGCUUCUCCAUCUACUUCCUCAAUCACAUCGUCCUGGAUCCGGGCCAGGCCAUGUUCCUGGGAGCCAGUGAGCCUCACGCUUAUCUUUAUGGAGACUGUAUCGAGUGUAUGGCCUGCUCAGACAACACGGUGAGGGCCGGCCUCACGCCGAAAUACAUCGACGUCAACACUCUGUGUGAAAUGCUGAACUAUAGCCCUGCGCCCGCCAGCUCCAAAAUCUUCCCAUGUGUCCAGGAUGCUUCAGACCCCUGUGUGUCCCUGUACGACCCCCCAGUGCCAGACUUCACUGUCAUGAGGAUACAGGUCCCAGCCUCGGUGAAGCAGUACACCUUGGCUCCAGUCGACAGUGCCAGCAUCCUCCUGGUCAUCGAAGGCGAUGCCACGGCAACCUCCGCCGCUGCUCUCUCUGAUGUCACACUGAGGCGGGGCACCGUCCUGUUUAUCUCGGCCAAUGAGAGCGUCUCCCUGCACGUCACCUGCCCGUCAGGGAUGAACAUGUUUCGAGCCUGCUGCCUCCUGUAGUCGUGAGUCUGUGGUUGUGUGAAUAAACCUCAUACUACCUGUUUGUUUCUUCUCUGGUUUGACUCAGCUUUGUCUAGACUGCGUUAUGGAUUGAGCCCGAUGACUGAUGUGCACUUUUUAGUAGGUUGUAUGUUAAGGGAGCUUUCAGACAGAGUAUUGAUGUCCGUGUGCGCCCGCGGCUCCACCCCUUACCCAAACUCAGCAUGCUGACUGCUGUGUCCCCCCUUUAUACCAGCGGCAAUGUUCUUCAGCUUUAAAAUCCAGCAGUAAUCCAUUGCGGCUGGAUUUUAACAGUUUGUGUGUGUGUAUACACACACACACGCACCCCCCCACAUGACCCCACAUGACCACUCAUCAGGUUUCUGAUGAAGAACCUGAUUGGUUAUGAUGAAGUUCAAAUGAUCAAAAAACCUUUUGGUGAGGUUGUCUGUUGUUUUUUUUGUUUUUGUUUUUUUUAGUUUUUUUAUUGGGAGCCCUUCAGUGUUCCAAAUAUUUUUACUUUUUGUUCUAUGUACACCUACAGCUGUACAUUCUUAUUUUUCAGUCUGGGAUAAAGAUAACACUCACUUACAGUGACUUCUGUUUUAUGGGCCAGAAGUUGACUUUCCCCCAUCGUCACUGGUGCAGCUACCUGUUUUAUCAUUUUAAUUCUAGCUUGAACAAGUAAAUAUCCACCUACGGGGGGAAAAAAUGCAUUGUUAGUAUAUCAAAAGCUGAGAGUAUAUAGUGUAAUACUGAGAUGCCUGUGCAUGUUUUAUUCAGAGCAGUAAUACUGGAGAGCGGCUUCAGUCUUGACUGUGAUAAUGGUACUGGCCACACCGGUCAAAAUGAAGUUGACCCUGCUGAGUAUUACUGCUUUUAACUGUUACCAGCGCAUGUUUAUGGUCUGGAAACCUCUCGUCAAAGUAGUGAACAAUCAUAAAGCUUAAAAAACAAAAAGGGAACAAGCAAGAAGGGCGGCUAACUAGAUCCGUCUCAUGAAGCAUAACUACAUGGGAAUCAGGAAUUCAUAUUGUUUAAAACGUCUGUUCUAUAUGACUGAAAAUGCACUAGUCCAGCUCGUUGCAUACUUGUACGAUUUAACCCAAGCCCGUUAACACAUCCACGUCUUGUACAUUUGUACGACUAAAUGCUGCAUUCAGUUUUUAUAGUAUUAUAGGAACAAACAUGUCCGUAUUUCUGAGUAUUUGAAGCCAGGGUUUUCAGAAUUUGUAUGUUUUGUUGUUUGUACUGAUCCAUCAACAUGAGACAUUACAUACCAAGAGAAAAUAUCCCUGAACUAACUGUAUUAUAAGGUCUUACAUGUAUAUUAUGAAAUCAUGGAGUGAGUGGUUUAUCUUCACAGUAUAAUCUUCACACUUUCCAACAUGUUGAUUUCGGUAUUGUAACUAGAUUAUUUCAGUAUGGUGCAAACUUCUACCUAAUAUAUUCCAGUUCAAACCAGGGUCAAUCUGAAGUCAUGGAUUUUCUUGUUGUAAUAAUAGUUUUUAUAGGCUAUCCUGAAUCAAAUAUUUGAGAAUGAAUGCUCUAUCACCCUGCCAACCUGCCAGUGACUAAAUAUUUCUCUUUUGACCACAGUGUAUUGAGCCAAUGCUGCUGAAGCUUUUACCUACUUCAUGACAACGUUAGUGAUGUGGGUUGAUGUCUAGCUUGUCCCUAAUAUAGAUGCACUAAGCUUUUAGUUAUUUUUUUGUUGCUAAACACUGUUGAAAAAUGGAAGAAUAUGAAGAGAUUUGAAGGGUGUUAAUAGUUAAAAUCACUGCAUCUUUUUGAUUAAAGAAUCAUUACCUCAAAUACAUCCGUCAAUAUCUAAAAUUGUAGAGUCUCCAGUUAUUUUUGUCAGCAAACCAACUAUUUGCCAUCUUUUCCAAAUGUUUAACUUUAGUGACUUAGUCUUGUAGAGGUCACCAUUUCAAAAACUAUCUGAUUUUGAAUUUUAACUUUUAAUUUAACCUUUUGUUACUGAUGUUAUUUUAAGUCACCUUCUAGUUUUAGUACUGUAUGUCCAGCGCUUUGCACAGAGGUUAUUUUUUUGAUUUUUAUGUUUUUUUCCGUCCACUUUUAACUCGUGUCCUUCAAAUGCACACAAAACUGAAGGCCACACUGUUUUAGCUUAAUUAUUUUAUUUAACUAUUGUGAGAAGAUUUCUUGGGAUAUUCCUCUAGUGAGGGCAUGGUUUAGCAUUUUUGAAUCUGGUGAUGCUGUAGCAUGGAACUGCAGAAAACAUGUAUGUAAAAGUUGUUUAAUAAAGCCUUGAUCUGUUGAACUCCUUA
This is a messenger RNA of Xiphias gladius (swordfish), 3658 nucleotides long. It is a transcript of the gene mpi, whose product is annotated as mannose phosphate isomerase. The record is from RefSeq and is a predicted model, not a curated record. Gene Ontology annotation, molecular function: mannose-6-phosphate isomerase activity; zinc ion binding. The transcript is spliced from 8 exons. Lineage: Eukaryota; Metazoa; Chordata; Actinopteri; Istiophoriformes; Xiphiidae. Bases 129 to 1385 code for a protein of 418 amino acids. Gene Ontology annotation, biological process: carbohydrate metabolic process; GDP-mannose biosynthetic process. Gene Ontology annotation, cellular component: cytosol.